UAUUUUCUCAUUCUAUAAUAUAUUUUGUAAUUAAAUUACGGUUUUAAUUAUAGAAAGUAGAAACAAUGUAAUUAAUCUUGCAAAAAUUGUAUUAAUUAUAAAUUAUACUGCAGACAACUAUAAAACUGCCACAUCAGCUUUGAUUGACCAGUAAUUUUGUUGCAUUUGGCAAAUGGUUGUUAGACUCCCAUUUGUCAUUUAGCAACAAAAUUAUAAUAUUGUAUGAUUUUUUAUUAAAGUCGUCUCAUUGUAAGAUGACUUUAAUUAAAUGGCAAAUGCAAACAGUUAGAAGUAUACCUUAAAAGUGUAUUUCAAGUUUUGAGUUUAAGCACAAAGUAGGCGAUAUAAUGCUUUUAGGAAAACUGAGUAGUGCCUCAGUUUGGUAUUAAGUUUUCAUAAACAGUAUUGUCUUAAAGAAUCUUCGGUAUACGCUUAUAAUUUAUUUAACUCAAGUUAUUUGUUUUAUUUGUAAUUUCAAUUCAUAGUAUUUUGUAGUAGGUGUUAAGACUUGUAAUCUCGUUACGGUGCUUGUACUCUCUUAAUUUUUCCAUUUAUAAAACCUAUAACAGUAUCCUUCAAUUCAUACUCCUCCGAACCACUUAUUUUGUAUUAAUUGCAUUUUAGUUUGUCCCACUCAUUUAGAAUCAUUUCUAUUUUUGAAUAAUAACCAUCAUUUUUUUUAUCUCAUCCAUACAUUUUAAUUCUCAUUUAAUUUCAUCCACAUAAUUCAUUAUUUCUCUUCAUUUAUUACCAAUAUCUCUUUUUUCUUAAGAAUCCCCUACUUUCUCUUUGCUCCAAAUCUAUCUGGAUUAUAAGUGUUAUAAAUAAACCCGAUGACUCGAAAUAUAUCUGAUCUAGUAGCCAAGCCCGAUUUGACCCAACUUUAAAAAUGAUAUACAAUUAUGUAAAAAACAAUAUGAACACAAAAUCCGAUUUCAAACCGACCCGAAACAUCUAACCCGAAAUCAACCCCAUGACCUGAACCCCAAGAAUACCUGUAAUCACUACUUAUACAAGCUAAAUCAAGUAUCCUUCAUUUCAUAUUACCCAAUUUCAAUAUACCCAAUUCAAUAAUAUCAUCAUUUGCUUGGAAGGGCUAUGCUUUUUCUGAGUAUCUUUUCAAUCUUAACAGCAACACACAUAGCUGCUCAAAACAGUGGCAAUCUAACUGUCGGUCAAUCUUUCACAGCCACACUUAAUGACUCUCCAUGGCUUUCCCCUUCAUCUGAUUUUGCAUUUGGGUUUCAUCCAUUACCCACCAACACCUCUCUCUUUUUGCUUGCCAUUUGGUAUGCAAAGAUUUUCGAUACAAUCGUCUGGUGUGCAAACGAUGGAAAUCCCGUUCAACAAGGAUCACGACUAGUCUUAACAGCUAAAGCCGGUCUAGUCCUAACAGAUCCUCAAGGCGCCAGUUUAUGGAAUACCUCUCAUGACCUAACUGAUGCUACCACUAUAAACCAUGGAUUUUUAAGUGAUACUGGGAAUUUCGUCCUCAAAACUACCCGUCAUGAUGACCCAGUUUGGCAGAGCUUUGACCAUCCGACAGACACCUUGCUGCCAGGGCAGUCUUUGAAUAUAAGUGGGUUUGUCAAUUCUAGGCUGUCUGAAACUGUAUUUAGUAAUGGAAGGUUUCAGUUGCAUUUGAUCGCUAAAAGAGGCAUUGUUCUUAGUGCAAGAGAUGUAGCCUCCGGCAAUCUCUAUGGAGCCUAUUUUGUUGUUGAAUUCGAUGGUCAGAAAUUGAUUUACAAUGAGUCUGGCUAUAUGUACAUAGCAACAAAAAAUGGCACAAUUUAUGAUCUUUUACCACAAAACAAGACUUUGUUGGCUAAAGAUUUUUAUCAGAGAGCAGUUUUGAACUUUGAUGGGGUUUUGAUUUGGUAUUCUAUACCAAAAAAAUCUGUAAGCAACGAUUGGUCUAUGGUUAAAGUAUUACCUGAGAAUAUAUGUACGAGUAUAGGAGAUUCUGGUGUACAAUAUGGCAGUGGAAUUUGUGGAUUUAACAGCAUUUGUGUCCUUGAUGGGGAUAAAAGGCCUACAUGUAAGUGCCCGCCAGGCUAUUCGCUACUCGAUCCUGAUAAUAUGUAUGGAAGUUGUAUACCCGAUUUCAAGACCGAGUGCGAAGGAUAUGAAGAUCUUUGUACGAGGGGCGCAUACAGGCUAGAACCCCUUAAUAAUACAAAUUGGCCAUUCAGUGAUUAUGAAAAACUUGAACCUUAUGAUGAAAAAAAUUGCAAAUUGUCAUGUAUGUAUGACUGCUUCUGUGCUGCAGUGGUUUUCCGGGAGACCAGUACUCCCGUUUGUUGGAAGAAAAAGGCACCUUUAUCAUAUGGAAAACAAGACGUAAUUGUGAAGGAGACUACUUGGAUUAAAGUCGGAAAUGCUAGUUUUUCCAACGACCCACUUCACCCUUUUGUCGAAUUCCCUGAGAAGCAUAAAAAUAAGAUGAAAUUCUUGGUGGGUGUUUCUGUGUUUGUUAAUUUAGUUCUUUUAACUGUCGCUGGAUCGGGACUUUUCUUUAUUUGUUGCAAGAAGAAGCCACUGAAAGCAUCAGAUCGUGAUCAGAAGAGAAAUUUGAGGGAGUUCAGCAACGUCCAUUUCUUCACCUAUGACGAACUCACAGAGGCAACCAAUGGGUUCACGGAAGAGUUAGGAAGAGGAGCUUUUGGUAUAGUUUACAAAGGUAUGAUUGCCUUGGAAGGUUCUCUAAUUGACAUUGCUGUAAAAAAGUUAGAUCGAAUGUUAUCUGUCGAUGCUGAUAAGGAAUUUAAGACUGAAGUGAGCGGAAUAGGUAGGACUUACCACAAGAAUCUAGUACGACUUGUGGGGUUUUGUAAAGAGGAAGAUCACAGGCUAUUGGUAUACGAAUAUAUGAGUAAUGGAACCCUAGCAGACUACCUUUUCGGUGAUUCAAGGCCUAGCUGGGUGGAAAGAGUUCAAAUUGCCCUUGGAAUCGCAAGAGGAUUACUGUAUUUGCACGAGGAAUGUAGCACGCAGAUAAUCCAUUGUGAUAUAAAGCCCCAAAACAUACUUCUAGAUGAUAAUCUUUAUGCUAAGAUAUCGGAUUUUGGGUUGGCGAAGCUUUUAGUCCUAAACCAAACUCAUACCAACACGGCCAUAAGAGGAACGAAAGGGUAUGUGGCUCCAGAGUGGUUUAGGAAUAAACCUGUCACACUAAAAGUAGAUGUCUAUAGCUUCGGGGUUCUAUUAUUGGAGAUUAUAUGUUGUAGAAAAAAUGUAUGCAUUGAAUUGAUAGAGGAAGAAUGUCCGAUAUUGACAGAUUGGGCAUUCGAUUGCUACCAAUCUAACACAUUAGAUAGCCUGGUUAGAGGUGACAUUGAAGCACUUGAUGACUGGCAAAGACUAAAGAGGUUUUUGAUGGUUGCGUUGUGGUGUAUUCAAGAAGAUCCAAGUCUCCGUCCAACAAUGAGAACGGUCUUGCAGAUGCUUGAAGGGCUUGUCAUAGUCCCUAAACCUUCUUGUCCAACCAUGCUCUCUAACAUGUAACACCCAUUAAUUAAGCAUCCUUACUCAAAGUAUAUGUAAUGAAUAGAGUUGUGUUACUCUAUCUGUAUCUUACAUCAUCAUCGUAUGCGGCGUAUCCCGCUCUUAGAAACUAUAAUUAUGUUCUGGGGAGGGAUGAAAGACGGUAACCCAUACCGAUAAAGGAAGGUGCUCAUAGAGUCCCCUGGCUCGAGAAAGACAGUCAUUUACUAUCAACUUGUGUCUUUAAUCUAUGUAUUUUGCUGUAAUGUCAUUCAAUUACUAUCAUCUUGUGUCUUUAAUCUAUGUAUUUUGCUGUAAUGUCAUUCAAUUACUAUCAUCUUUCACCUUUAA
Amaranthus tricolor (Joseph's coat) is the source of this 3834-nucleotide messenger RNA. Its product is annotated as G-type lectin S-receptor-like serine/threonine-protein kinase LECRK3. The transcript has a single exon. Bases 1099 to 3504 code for a protein of 801 amino acids. NCBI's taxonomy places the organism in Eukaryota, Viridiplantae, Streptophyta, Magnoliopsida, Caryophyllales, Amaranthaceae. Gene Ontology annotation, biological process: protein phosphorylation. Gene Ontology annotation, molecular function: ATP binding; protein serine/threonine kinase activity. The record is from RefSeq and is a predicted model, not a curated record.